CGUCAUUUCUGGCUUCCUGUAGAGAGUUGUGGAAUGCCACCGGGUUUUUGGCAGCGGGAACGCCGGAGGUCAGUCAGUGUGCUUUGGAGUAGGCAUGAGAAGGAGGGAGGUACACGAGCAGUCGUACACUAACUUCUUCAACGUGAAAGAUCCUCGAAAGACGCUUCAGCAAUGGCAGAGGCUCACCAGGCAGUGGCCUUCCAGUUCACUAUAACACCAGAGGGCAUCGACCUGCAGCUGUCCUAUCAGGCCCUGAACCAGAUCUACCUGUCCGGAGUACGGUCUUGGAAGAAACGAUUCAGCCGCUUGAGGAACAGGGUGAUUAAGGGAGUGUACCCCGCCAGCCCUUCCUCCUGGCUCUUUGUCGUCACAGCGAUCCUGGUCACCAUAUACACGCACUCGGAUCCCAGCAUGGGGCUCAUCGCUAAGAUACAGCAGCACCUGCCGCUAAGUCUGCAUGUCUCUCUUGGCACCCAGGGUCAGACCGUGGUGUCAGCGAUGGUCUUCAGCACUCUGCUGUGGCUCUCGCUCAUCCUCGCCCUCAGGUUCUGCCUCAAGCUGCUGCUUUCCUACCACCGAUGGAUGUUUGAGCAACACGGCCGGAUUUCCAACACCACUAAAGUGUGGGCGACUCUGGUGAAGUUACUGUCAACCAGGAAGCCUCUGUUGUACAGUUACCAGACCUCUCUGCCUCACCUUCCUGUUCCUCCCAUCAGAGACACACUGAGCAGGUACCUGGAGUCAGUACGCCCUCUGCUGACUGAUCCUGAGUUUAAACGGACAACUGAACUGACCAGUCAGUUUGAGUCUAACCUGGGAAACCGGCUCCAACGCUACUUGAAACUCAAAGCACUGUGGGCCACCAACUACGUAAGCGACUGGUGGGAGGAAUACAUUUACCUGAGGGGUCGAAGUCCCAUCAUGGUGAACAGUAACUACUAUGGCAUGGACUUUUUAUAUGUGACCCCAACGCCAGUGCAGGCAGCCAGGGCAGGCAACACCAUUACCGCCCUGCUGCUCUACCGCCGCAAGGUCUACCGGGAGGAACUGAAACCGGGUUGUGUUCCUGGCACUGUCAUCCCUCUGUGUGCUGCUCAGUGUGAGAGGAUAUUCAACACAACACGCAUUCCAGGAACCGAGACCGAUGUGCUGCAGCACUGGGAUGACAGUGAGUUUGUGGCAGUAUACCACAAGGGGCGUUAUUUCCGCCUGUGGGUGUACUGGGCAGGCCGACGACUGUCUCCCAGGGAGAUUGAGUAUCAGAUCCAGAGGAUCCUGGAUGACCCCUCGCCACCACAGCCUGGAGAGGACAAACUGGGAGCUCUCACUGCUGGAGACAGGAUUCCUUGGUCUCAGGUCAGGAAGCAAUACUUUAACUAUGGUGUCAACAAGAAAUCACUGGAUGCCAUUGAGAGGGCGGCCUUUUUUGUAUCCUUGGAUGAUGAAGAGCAAGGCAUGAUGGGAGAGUACCCAGCAAGAAACUUGGACCGCUACGCCAAGUCUCUGCUCCAUGGGAAAUGUUACGACAGGUGGUUUGAUAAAUCCUUCUCCAUUGUGAUCUACAAGAAUGGGAAGAAUGGACUUAAUGCCGAGCAUUCCUGGGCUGAUGCACCAACUGUGGCUCACCUUUGGGAGUACACCUUGGCCACAGAUGCCUUCCAGUUGGGCUAUACUGAGGAGGGGCACUGUAAAGGGGAGGUGGAUUGCUCACUACCUCUCCCUCAGAGGCUCAUCUGGGAUAUCCCACCAGAGGUGCAGGCUCAGGUAGCCAGCUCCCUGGCUGUUGCCCAGGCGCUGGCAGAUGACGUGGAUUGCCAUGUGUUUCCUUUCAGAGAGUUUGGAAAAGGACGGAUCAAGAAGCUUCGCAUCAGCCCUGAUGCAUUCAUACAGAUCAGCUUACAGCUGGCAUACUACCGGGAUCGAGGUGGUUUCUGUCUGACCUACGAGGCGUCAAUGACCCGUCUGUUCAGGGAGGGCCGAACAGAGACUGUGCGAUCCUGCACCAACGAAAGCUGUGCCUUUGUCAAAGCUCUAGAAAGUGGAGAGCCAGAGGAACAAUGCAGGCAUCUUUUCCGACUGGCUUCAGUGAAGCACCAGAACCUUUAUCGAAUGGCUAUGACUGGAGCUGGAAUAGAUAGACACCUAUUCUGUCUGUACGUGGUCUCCAAAUACCUGGGGGUGGAGUCAUCCUUCCUUAAAGAGGUUUUGUCUGAGCCCUGGCGUCUCUCUACCAGUCAGACUCCAGUUCAGCAGAUGGAACUCUUUGACUUGAAGAAUCACCCUGACUUUAUAUCGCUGGGCGGAGGGUUCGGACCUGUUGCUGAUGAUGGUUAUGGAGUUUCUUACAUCAUUGUGGGCGAGGAUAUGAUUAACUUCCAUGUGUCAUCCAAAUACUCCUGCAGUGAGACUGACUCUCACAGGUUUGGGACCCAGAUAAAUAAAGCUCUCGAGGACAUUAUGACCAUCCUCUCUGCUGACACCAAAAGCACCUCAUCCUCCAAAGGCACAGCCCAGCCUCAGUCCAAGAAGCUGUUGUGAAUAGUUGAGAAUCGGAUAUCUACACUGAGUCUAGAAACCAUAACGAACUCAUUAUCUAGAAAUAUUAUUAUUGGCAAUUAAACUAUUUGGCAAAAACUUAACAAAUGUUUGCCUUAAAAUUCAGGCCAACUGGGUUUCGGGAAUGAAUAUCAACAUGUUUAGUUUGGAGUUACUAGAGUCAUGUACAAGUGAUGUUUAAGACAAAAGGAAAGCUGAAUCUCUAGUAGAGACAAACAGUGUAAUAAUGCUGGAUAGUUUCAGCGUAACAGUGCACACUAAACAGUGUUGAAACGCAGCCUUCUGGUCAUUUUUAUUAGAAGUUGCAGCUAAAUUCCCACACUGCUCAUUAGUACUCCAUUUAUUUGCUAACUUUUGUUACUAGUUGCUUUUGUUUGAUGAAUCUCAUUCUGAAAAUACAGUAUAAUCAUAAGACUUUAUUGAAAAUUCACAAGCUACCCAGCAGUAUAUAAAGUGCUUCAAAUAUAGGCAUAUAAGGUGGUUGAGUCUUUACCAGCUCCAACAUUAAAUGUAAUGUAUGCAAUAACGCAUCAGUACUUUUAUUAACACUUUUAUUCUCAACAUUUUGAAUGCAGGACUUGUAACAGAAUUUCUACACUGUGGUAUUGCUAAACUGAGUACUUCUUUCACUGCCAUCCCCUGGGGACAUGAAUGCUUUUUAAAUUCUAUCCUGCUGCUCACUUAUACACAUUUGUUCGAUGCUGUCUCCUGUUAUUCAUUAUCCAAUCCCUCAGAGUCUUGUUGUUCAACAUCUGUUUCUACUGAUUUCAGGACUGAGGAUAAAAAGUCCUUGCUCACAUGCUCUUUUAGCAUAUUUAGUUUUGGUUGUACUCACGCACAAAUCCUGUGUCCUUUGUGUCACCUUAUACUUUACAAAGCAUACGCUAACAUUGGCCGACAGCUGGUAGACAGCUGUUGACAUCACAGGGUUGACAUCACAGCGGAUAUUUCAGCCUCUGUAUGUUGAGUCACAUGUAUUGUGCUGAUGAAGCCCAGUGAGAAUUCAGAAAAAAAAACAGAAGCAAGCACAGCAGUGUAAUGAAAAGAAACUGAAAGACAAAAUGGGACAUUUCUGUCCUGUGAGAUAAAGUGGGUUCAGACUAGGUGUCUUUAGCAGGUACUGACUUAACUAAGUCCUGGCUGCUUUGUUCGCCUAUCUGUUUGAGUGAUCUAGUGUGCGCAUUUUGGCUGGGGGUUUGUGUAAUUUUUACUUAAGUGGAUCAGAGCUGGAUUUUGGAAAGUUCAAAACCAAGAAACUGGACUGUGUUCACUUUGAUAUGGGAACAGAUAAGGAAAUCAAAUCCAGGCUUUGAUCUGGUUCAAACCCUCAGAACAGGUGGUUCAAAACAAAUCCAUAGGAUUGGGAUCAGUUUGGUUCAAUAAGCCUGGAUAACCUUGAUCGCACCAGAGGGCUGGAUUUCUAGUGGAUAACCAGAGCAAAAUGUACUACACAAUUAAUUUAAAAACAUGUUUCACUGUAAAUAAGAUGGUAAUGUUUGUAAAUUGAAGUAAUACAUCAUCUAUAUGUUUGAUGCAUUCUCAUUUUUGUAACAUUUGCCAUGGCCUCUUGCAUACUGUACCUCUCAGAACAGUGUAUUCAUCCAAAUCGGGAGUCUGUGACAAUAAAAUUUUCUUCAGAAAAGUUAUGCCAAUCACAAUAUUGAUUAAACAAAAAAAAAAAAUCUUCAACAAUAAAG
Messenger RNA from Monopterus albus (swamp eel), 4253 nucleotides. RefSeq names its product carnitine palmitoyltransferase 1A2b (gene cpt1a2b). Gene Ontology annotation, cellular component: mitochondrion. Gene Ontology annotation, biological process: fatty acid metabolic process; carnitine metabolic process. Gene Ontology annotation, molecular function: carnitine O-palmitoyltransferase activity. The transcript has 19 exons. Lineage: Eukaryota; Metazoa; Chordata; Actinopteri; Synbranchiformes; Synbranchidae. The record is from RefSeq and is a predicted model, not a curated record. The coding region runs from base 172 to 2538 and encodes 788 amino acids.